Arabis nemorensis is the source of this 291-nucleotide messenger RNA. NCBI's taxonomy places the organism in Eukaryota, Viridiplantae, Streptophyta, Magnoliopsida, Brassicales, Brassicaceae. The record is from the annotation of a GenBank genome assembly.
AUGCCAAUCGCUAAUCUAGACUCAUCUCCUAAUGCCAAUCUUUGCUCUGGAAUCAGACAUGUCAAAGGUGUUGUUGUGUUUGUCAUGAGUAACAAGUGGAGAGUGUUUUUCACUCUCAUAAUGCUUAGUGUUGGUAGCAUUGUUUUGAUGUACUUCUUGUACAAACUACUUUUUACCGAUUCUGUGCUCGCCGCAAUGGCUCUGUCUUCUGCUGCAACCGCUAUCAUGAUUUUCAUGUCUAUUGCAAGCAUCAUCCGUCGCGGUUUACGGUUUGUAUUCAGGAGAGCUUAA